AUGGCUUCUGUGAGUUCUGUCACACUCUCCCUUCCCGUCAUAACCACCACAUCAUCACUCUCAUGUCAAUCCCUAGGUUCACUAUCCAAGCCCAAAUCCGAACUCCGACCCAGACCCGGACCCGGACCCGGACCCGGACCCGAACCCACACCCUUUCCCUCCCAUACACUAUACAAAACUCCCCUCCGGCCUUUGACUCAUUCUCCCCGCAACUUACGGGUGAGGUCACAGCUCAGGCAGCCUAUCAUCUCUCCGGACGACCACUGGGGUCUAUGGACCGCCCUCUUCGCCACCGGCGCUUUCGGCCUCUGGUCGGAGAAGACAAAGAUUGGUGGGAUGGUGAGUGCUGCUCUUGUAAGCACUUUAGUUGGUCUUGCAGCUAGUAAUGUAGGCAUUAUUCCUCAUGAAGCGGGUGCUUAUUCGAUUGUGUUGGAGUUUCUUCUGCCAUUGGCUAUUCCGUUGCUGUUGUUUCGAGCAGACUUGCGCAGUGUGGCGAGUUCCACUGGGACUCUGCUCUUAGUUUUCCUGCUUGGAUCAGUUGCGACUAUGGUUGGGACUCUGGUGGCGUUUCUGAUGGUGCCUAUGCGGUCACUUGGUCAAGAUAAUUGGAAGAUUGCUGCUGCUCUCAUGGGUAGCUACAUUGGUGGAUCUGUUAACUAUGUUGCGAUUUCAGAGGCCCUCGGUGUUUCCCCAUCAGUUUUGGCCGCAGGAGUAGCAGCAGACAAUGUCAUCUGUGCUCUGUACUUCAUGGUCUUGUUUGCUUUCGCCUCUAAAAUACCUCCUGAGGCCUCACCAGAUGAUGUUUCAAUGAAAAUGGAAUCCCAAAUUGAAAGGAAACUCCCAGUACUAGAAACAGCAACUGCUCUUGCUACAUCUUUUGUGAUAUGCAAGGCUUCUGCAUAUCUCACAAGUUUAUUUGGAAUUCAAGGAGGCAUCCUGCCAGUAAUAACAGCUCUUGUUGUCAUUUUAGCUACCCUUCUUCCAACAUAUUUCACAUACCUUGCACCUUCUGGUGACACUAUUGCAUUAGUCUUGAUGCAGGUGUUCUUUGCUGUGCUGGGUGCUAGUGGGAGCAUAUGGAAUGUGAUGAUCACCGCUCCUAGUAUUUUUGUGUUUGCUUUAGUUCAAGUAACAGUUCAUCUUGCUGUGAUCCUGGGAUUGGGAAAGCUGUUUCACUUUGAUUUAAAGCUGUUACUUUUGGCAUCAAAUGCCAAUAUUGGAGGGCCGACGACAGCAGGUGGAAUGGCCACCGCGAAAGGAUGGCAUUCUUUGGUUGUUCCGGCAAUUCUUGCAGGCAUUUUUGGUGUUUCCAUUGCAACUUUUCUGGGCAUUGGUUUUGGAAUCAUAGUCCUUAAACACUUGUAG
Messenger RNA from Fragaria vesca subsp. vesca, 1365 nucleotides. RefSeq lists its product as uncharacterized. The transcript has 6 exons. The record is from RefSeq and is a predicted model, not a curated record. The coding region runs from base 1 to 1365 and encodes 454 amino acids. Lineage: Eukaryota; Viridiplantae; Streptophyta; Magnoliopsida; Rosales; Rosaceae.